Molecule: messenger RNA, 2129 nt
Organism: Myxozyma melibiosi
Lineage: Eukaryota; Fungi; Ascomycota; Lipomycetes; Lipomycetales; Lipomycetaceae
Exons: 2
Coding region: 155-1954 (599 amino acids)
Source: RefSeq, a predicted model, not a curated record
AGAAGAGCCGCCUCCAAACUCCCAACGCCGCUCCUCCACAACUCCACUUCACCGCUGCUGCUGUUGUUGUUGUUGCUGCUGCUGCUGCUGCUGCUUAUAUACUGCUCGCAGACCAUUGAUCUGUUCUUAUCCUCCUCUACAAGUACAUACCGCAAUGCUGUGCACCCGCCUGCCAAUCACCCCGUCCGCCCGCCUCGACGCGCGUGUGAUCUGCCGCCUCAUCCUGCGCUCCUCGGCCCCUUCCCUCCCCUGCAGCCUCCGCCACGCGAGCAACAAAGUCCGCAAGCAGAACCGCAAGCAGGGCACUUCUGCCUCGACCAUCGACUUCCGCCCAAACACCACGCCGCCGCCGCAGAAGCCGGUGUUUCCGAACAUGCCGCAGCCGGUGCGCGUGAAGAGGGGGCAGUCUGUGCGUGCGCCGCAGGAGGAGUCACGUCGGGAGAAGAAGCAGAUGGCUGCUGCUGCAGCUGAGCAGGCUGCGGACAAGGAGGACGUCGAGGACGACGAGACGGUGCUGUUUGAGCUGGCGGUGGAUGACAGGGUGGUGCCUGUCCAUCUGCCGUUUGAGAAAUACGCGAUUAUUUUCAAGACGGCGAUUCAGAACGCGGCGAAGCAGAUGCAGAUGACGGAGAUGGGGUUGUAUGAUGCGAUGCACGAUGACAAGCGUAAUCAGAGUGUUGCUGAGGACGCGAGGGCGAGAUCUAGAGUGUUUUAUAUGGCGCUGCAGGAUGCGGCGAAGCAGGUGAUGAUGGCGGAUUUUGAGGAAGCCAAGAAUCAGGUCAAUCAGAGUGCCGCUGACGAUGCAAAGGCUGAUGCGAAGGCAGACGCAGAGGCAGAGGUAAAGGAGGACGCAAAGGCAGAGGCAAAGGCAGAGCCGAGCAAGACCGAGGAGGCCAGCAAAAACGCACCGAGCGCGGAGAAAGCACCGAGCUAUCUCGGCAUCCCGACGUCCUAUCCGUCGCCGGAUGAUCCGCUCGUGAGCUCCGUCGAUCAGCAGGGCAGCAGCAAGUCUUCAGACACCAACAAAGAUGGCGGGCGAGUACGGCCUGCGCAGAGCGUGUUUGCAAAGUACAGGUACGGAUAUGUGCUGUACCUCGGACUUGUCUCUGGCGCGUUUGGCCUCGGUCUUGGAGGCACGGCAUACUACGUCCUCAAGCAGUACGAGGACAGCAAGGGCGGCGCGCGGAGCAUGUCCCCAGCAGCCGACGACGACGACGAGUGGAUCAGCGGCGGCGGCUCGCGUCGCCAGCGACACACCUACCCUGUCUCGACCACUAUCGCGAUCCUAUCGACGCUCGUGUUUGCCUGCAAACUGUCAUUCCCGAGCCUGCGCAAGACACUCGUCAAGUACGGCUACGUGAACUUACCAAUCUUCAGCUUCACCGCCCGGUCGACCGCCAACACGCCCAAACUCUCGCUCGUGCUCGCGCACUUUAGCCACCGCACGCUCGCCUCUUUCCUUGCGUCCACGCUCGCGCUCGUCUGGCUCUCGCGAGAAACCGAGUUCCUCGUCGCGCCCUCCGCGCUCGGCCCCGUGCUCGGCGCAGGCCUCGUCUCCACCACCGUGUCCGCCGCGCUCCUCCCUCGCGCGCUCGCGGGCGGCAACCAACUCUUCCUCAGAGCCAUCAACGGCUCCUCCGGCCUCGCCUGCGCUGUCCUCGGCUUCCUCUCGACAUUCGAAGACGCCGGCGACGUGCCGCACUACGUCUUCCUCGCGAUGCUGGGACUCACGGGGUUUAGAGUUUUGGCAAAGAGCAAGUCUGUCGAAGCCGCGGGCGCGUGCGUGCUGAGCGCGUGGGAAUUGGGCGGAUUGGCCGGCGGAUGGGCGGUGGGCAAGGCGCCGGACAUGAUGCUUUUGGCGCGAAAGAUGGUGAGUGGGGAUACGGCUUGGGCGCAGCAGGAACAGCAUCUUUUGUAUAGACGGGCGUUCUGGGGUAUGCGAGCUGACGAGUGAUUUUUUGCGUUGUGUUUAUGAUGAUUUUACAGUGUGAUGAUUCUACAGGACUGCGGGGUGGUGCAAUGGAGUAUUAGGACGGUGGAGUUGUGGGGACAGGUAGUUGAAUUAAGAUAAGAUAAGAGCCAUAUGACAAUUCCCCUUUUCGGAUGCUGCAGAGCAGUCUAAAGUUGUG